Colias croceus (clouded yellow) is the source of this 1301-nucleotide messenger RNA. RefSeq names its product tyramine receptor 1-like. Gene Ontology annotation, cellular component: membrane. Bases 100 to 1278 code for a protein of 392 amino acids. The record is from RefSeq and is a predicted model, not a curated record. The transcript is spliced from 8 exons. Gene Ontology annotation, molecular function: alpha1-adrenergic receptor activity. Lineage: Eukaryota; Metazoa; Arthropoda; Insecta; Lepidoptera; Pieridae. Gene Ontology annotation, biological process: phospholipase C-activating G protein-coupled receptor signaling pathway; adenylate cyclase-activating adrenergic receptor signaling pathway; cell-cell signaling.
GUUUCAAUGUAAUCAAAUGACUGAUUAAUAAACGGUUUAUUAUGUGAAAUGAAUUAAUAGUUUAUGAUAAAUGCUUUAUAUAAAUUUGUACUUUUAUAAAUGCACCCACGAGGCGAAGUAACAACAGGAUGGUGGGUGUUCGCUACGGUCAUGGCCAUCAUCACCGUGGCAACCGUGAUCGGGAAUCUCUCAGUGGUGAUAGCGUUGUGCAAGGUGAAGCGGUCUCCCACACACUUCCCGCUGACCAGUCUGGUGGUAGCAGACCUUUUGGUGGGUCUGGUGGUGCUGCCCAUUGCGGCGGCUAGGGAGCUGUUUGUGUUUCAUUUGCCCCGCAUGGUUUGCGCGUUCUGGAGCACAAUGGACGUGUUAUGCUGCACUGCGUCCAUCCUGUCCCUCUGUGUGCUCGGCUGGGAACGUUGGUCUGGCAUUACAGCACCGCUCGCUCGUGCCAGACGCGGCGAGAGGGCCAGACUGCUCGCCUAUGCCGUCUGGCCGAUUGCCAGUGCGGUGGCGCUGCCAACUGCGUUUAUUCCUUCACCACGACACUUUCAUCCGGGAGAAAUGGCUAAAGCAUGUACUGUUAACACUAAUAUUGGCUACGUGUUUUUCAGUAUAUCGUUCUCGUUCUACCUGCCAGCGGGCAUGAUGAUAGUAAUGUAUGGAUAUAUACUUCGUGCACUGGCUGCCCCGCCUCCCAUACGCGUGCAUAGAGGUCGAUCACCGAACACUAAUAUACAGACUCAAACACCGAACAAACCUGGCAACAAUCCUGCUCCGGUCCCUGAAUCUACUCAGGAUCUUAAUUCUAAUGAAGUGCCAAGAUAUUCAACACCAAAAGGGCGCAAAUUAAAUAUUCCAGGAACAUCGAAGAGAAUUCCUAUUCCGUCACCAUUGAAAUCACCUCGUGCCUUUCGUGGGUUCAUGUCCCGUCAGCGCCGCGCCACUCGCACCAUUAUCAAGCUGAUGGGGCUGUUCUUAGUGUGCUGGACACCAUUUUUUGUCAUGUUGCCUGUAGAUUCCCUGUUCGACUGUGUCUGGGAUACAACCUGGCAGUGGUGCACAUGGCUGGGCUACCUGAACUCAGCGUUGAACCCUCUGGUGUACUCCGCAGCAUCCCCCAGUGUGAGGAGAGCCUUCCAAGCAUCUUGUACCAGUUCGAAUGAUAUGGCCAUGACGUAUAGGGAGAAACGGAGUGAUGGUAAUUGUGUUUGUAUGUGUAUUUUAAAUUAUACUAGCUUACCGCCCGCGGCUUCGCCCGCUUUCUCUAAAACGAUUUGAGAUUUAAACUAUCCUAUCUCUCA